UUAGUAAAACAGAUGUAGCUGCUGGGCUACUUUUGACAAUAAUGCCUUCUGCCUGUUACUUUUCGGAAAUGAACUUGAAAGUUGAGAUCACUUUCCGUCUCACUAUUUCCCAAUUUGGAGCUCUUUGUUAUGUAAUCUUCCUGUGUUGGAAGUUCCUCAAAAGGCUUGUGAAAUUCUGUUAAAAUAACUAGAAGCAGUUUGGGAGGAAGAACUCAGCUGGAAAGUUAAAACUGAGUAAUCUCUGACCCUUUGCUGCUACUGAACACAACGGGACAGUUACUAAGAGAACGUGUUAUGUGUGGAAAGGAGCAGAAGGAGAUCUGUGGCAGAUCUGUGGCAGAAACGAGUCUCAACUUCCAGAGCAGUUGGGUUUGCAUCAUGCUCAGAACUCAGGCCUUUGUGUUCUCCCUUCUCCUGGGACUGGAACUCCCCAAAGCAAAAGCCAACUGUAACUUUACAGAGUCCCAACGUCACUGUGUUUGUUCACUAGAGGCAAAUAACUUCAUUCAGUGCCUUCCAGCCACCACAUAUGAGCUUCGAGGAGGAAAUCUGGAACAAUUUGCAGGUUCUUCUGGAAUCAAGCCAAACCCACAGAUAAUUGAAAUUCUGGAGGCCCUGCUAGUUCGCAAGCUCAUAUUUACAGACCUCAUUGUGCCAGAGGUUCUUGUGCCAGGGUCCCUGCAAUUUCUUUCCUACACUCAGGUCUCAGAACUUGAAUUUGUAAACUGUACUUUCCUUAGAGCCACUCACUGGAGCCUCCAAGGUUGGUGGGACCUGAAGGUUUCUUCCUUGCGCUUUCACAAAGUGACGGCUGCCCCCCUGGAUGACAGACUGAACAUGUCCCGCCUGAGAAGGUGGCUGGAGACCCUGCAGAAUCUGACAGUUACAGAGUCACAAGUCACAUCUGUCCCGUGCGAAAUUAGCAAGAUGUUCACAUCGUUGCAUUUACUGGAUGUUUCGGGAAACAGUUUCCAGGACCAAACCAUGAAGUCAACAUUCUGCGAAGGGGUUUUUCCGCAACUCCAAAUCUUAAAACUCCACCACAACAAUCUGACCUCUUUUGAGACUGUGUGCAAGACUCUUGGCCAUCUCAAGAUGCUCACUCACUUAGACCUAAGUCAGAAUAACUUUCAGCCCCGAGUCUUUUCCUCCUCCUGCAGGUGGCCACAUUCACUUCAAAUUUUUAAUUUGUCCAGUACAGGGUUAGAGCAAAUAGGCAGUUCUCUGCCACCCAACAUUGAGAUAUUAGACCUGAGUGCCAAUAACAUUUUUACCCUUGACUUCUCACUCCCUGCCUUGAAAGAGCUCUACCUGUCCAAAAACAGGCUGCAAACUGUUCCCUCACUUGACAGGCUCCCUAGUUUGCAGGUCCUCAGUCUUGAUCAAAACCAGAUCUCACAGCUUCCCAGCAACCAUCUCCUGCGUCUGCAGAGCUUGAAAGCUGGCCACAAUCUCUACAAUUGUUCUUGUUCCAGGGAUAUCCAGGACUUAGCAGCAAAACCAUCAUUACUGCCUGAUUGGCCUCAGGAUUAUACAUGCCAUUCCCCUCUCAAUUACCAGGGCUCCCUGGUAAAAAAUGCACAUUUUUCAUCACUGCAGUGCAAGGCUCUGGUCACUCGUGGCUCAAUAUUCAACUUGCUGAUAUGCCUUCACCUUGUUUUUCUGUUUGCUUUCAGUGCUACAAUUUCUGGACAUUUUCUUUCAGCAAUUCUGAACUGUUGGGAAUCGUCAGGGAGCUAACAAGCAGAUCACAAUUGAUUGUGGCAUAAAUUAAGUGUAAGCUACUCGACUGGGCUAGAUUGAAUUGUAUUUGUACAUUUUGUACUGUAUUUUAUGAUACUAUUUUAUGACACUGCCUGUGUGGUGUAGUGGUCAGACGUGGGAGACCUGGUUACAAAUCCCCACUCUCAAUGAAGUGAGCUUGGGCCAGUCAUUAUCACUCAGCCUAGCCCACCUCACAGGGUUGUUGCAGGGGAUUAAAUGAGGUGGGGGAGAACCAUGAGCUUAUUGGAGGAAAAGCUAGGAUAUAAAUGCAAUAAAAAUGCCUGCAUAACAGGUGGUAUAUAAAAACCUCAAUAAAUAAACAAACUAGAAAAUUAGAAUUUGGGGUUGGGUAUUGAAUAUUACUGGGCAAAUGGUAUGAGUGAAGAAUUUGUAAAAAAAUAAAAUAAAGAGGGGGAGCAAGAGUAUGCUUCAGUUAGAAUAUUCCAUGUUGCUUUGACUGUAACUUUUCCCCUACCUGCUGAAACACAAAUGUUAUUUUUAUUAAAAAUUAACCACAGUCUUCCAACAUCUUUUUAAAAUAACCCCCUGUACUAAAAACUCAUAAAUAUUUACAAUUGUUAUAAAGCAACAACAAAAAGGUAGAGUGUACAUUUGAUCUCCAGCUGCUUACAGAUGCCAUUUUUAAGAGAGAGAGAUAUAUAAUGAUCCCAUACACUGCAUGCAUCCCACAGAGCCUGCUCUAAGAGGGGUCAUCCGUGGAUGUGGAAAACAGCGAGAGGCAAUUUCCAUGUGCUCCGCUCCUUCUCCAGUGCCUCUGUGAUCUGAAUCUCCCAUGGCUGCAUUUGCCAUGUUUAAAAACCAUAAGAGACCCAGCCACCUAUAUGUCCAGUUUGGUCUUCAGAAUCUUUUUCUCACCUGGGGGAGAGGGAGGUGUACAGGUACAGUCAGCCUACUAGAAAACUAAUAAAUCUAUUAUAAACAGUUUAGCAGGUUGUAUGACCCUAGGAAGAAACCUUGGAUGGGCCUUGGAUUAAUAUACUUUCCUUCCCAGUCCCUCCUUCCUUGGACUGUUGAAAAUAAGAUGUCAUUAUAAAAUUGUAUUAGCUAUCCCAUGUUAUCUUGAAAGGUAAUACUCUUUGUAGACUUGAGAAGCUAUAUCUAAUAAAAUGAAAAUUAUAAAAUAAA
Podarcis muralis (Common wall lizard) is the source of this 2910-nucleotide messenger RNA. It is a transcript of the gene CD14, whose product is annotated as CD14 molecule. Gene Ontology annotation, cellular component: lipopolysaccharide receptor complex; membrane raft; external side of plasma membrane. Gene Ontology annotation, biological process: positive regulation of cytokine production; toll-like receptor 4 signaling pathway; cellular response to lipopolysaccharide. NCBI's taxonomy places the organism in Eukaryota, Metazoa, Chordata, Lepidosauria, Squamata, Lacertidae. The record is from RefSeq and is a predicted model, not a curated record. Gene Ontology annotation, molecular function: lipopolysaccharide binding; protein binding.